Esox lucius (northern pike) is the source of this 1946-nucleotide messenger RNA. RefSeq names its product suppressor of cytokine signaling 1. Gene Ontology annotation, molecular function: 1-phosphatidylinositol-3-kinase regulator activity. Gene Ontology annotation, cellular component: phosphatidylinositol 3-kinase complex. NCBI's taxonomy places the organism in Eukaryota, Metazoa, Chordata, Actinopteri, Esociformes, Esocidae. The record is from RefSeq and is a predicted model, not a curated record. Gene Ontology annotation, biological process: phosphatidylinositol phosphate biosynthetic process; intracellular signal transduction. The coding region runs from base 749 to 1630 and encodes 293 amino acids. The transcript has 3 exons.
UAUUUAGCUGAUGCAAAGUGAUUCGCAGACCAGUCUAUUGGAUGAUGGCUGUGGACGGUUUGAUUGUGUGGAACGCGGCCAGAGUCUCGGUUAACCGCCUCUUCAGCGGUUUCGCGAACACUAUAGAAUGUAGACAGCUGGUCGCUACUCCGCACAAUGCAACUCGUUAUCCGUGUAGAAUGCAGAGCAUAACUUAUUUCCUCACCUUCUCAGCAUGACCAGGGUCAGAAACACACUUGAGCUAGGUUUCACUAUGUCGCUCUAUGAUCUAUUUCAUUCCACGGUAACAGUGUAUACCGAAAGAGAAAGUGGAAAGUAGUUUUUUCUUGGAACAGCUUCUUUUUUUUUAACCCAAUUGGGGAGGAGCUCCGUUCAGGUUUUAUUGGAAUCCAAUUUGAAAACUUAACGAGUCCGUAACUGAAAGGCAACAUAAACGAAAAUGAUAUUAUCCGGCCGACUAACAUGUCCGCGGUCUGUAACAGCACUGAAUAUGUUCACGUUUUUCUAUAAACAGGCAAAACAUCUACAAUAGAUCGCUUGCAUUGACUCGGCGGAGGAGUGUUAGUCAAUGGAACGCCGGGAUCGUGCUGCCUGCACAUCGUCACACGCAAAAUCGUCACCCGCAACGGACUAAUUCCGGAGGAGACUUGGUUCAGAAAACAUGAAUGGACAUGGAGUUGAGUCGUCCACCAAUGGGAUGGUAGACAUCUGGUGAUGGAGAGCACCGUGGAGCGUACUCCUAAAUAGAAUGGUCAGAGACACUCUGACUGGAACCACAGUGGAACGAUCGCAGAACCACCCAGCGCCCACAUGGAACCAGGACAGAACCCAGCAGUUUCCGGGGCAACACAGAGAAGACCAGAACCAACUCUUAGAACUUGAGGACCAUGUCGUAGAACACGAGAUACUAGACUUGGAAAAACAUAAGAGAGACUCAAAACAACAAAACCCAGAGCUUGACAAACAGCUCCAGUCCGGUCCAGAAAACCAGACCGGACCUCCAGAACCAACCAAUUUAGAGUCCCGUCUCCAGCCUUGGGGGUCCCAGCGGGCCCGGCCUGGUGUCUCCCUGCCAAGCCCCCCUCGGCUCCUGUCUUGCCCCAGCUUACCUCUUCCCUGUCCAGACCUUUGGACCCCAACCCCUCUCACGCAUUUUCGACCCUUCUCCAGCCUGCAGGAGUGUGUUCUGGUGAGACGGACUCACAGUCAGCUGGUUCACAGUGGCUUUUACUGGGGCCCCAUGGACAUGGAGCAGGCCCACCAGACCCUACAACACACCCCGCUUGGGACCUUCCUCAUCAGGGACAGUGGCCAGCCGGACGUCUUCUUUACCCUCAGUUACCAUGGCGACCAGGGCCCCACCAGCAUCCGUGUCCUCCUGGACGGUCUGAAGUUCCACCUCCAUGGGAGCAGGAAGACCUUCGCCUCGCUCUUCUCCAUGUUGCACUUCUACAUGGACACCUCCCUGAGGAGGCUGCGUUGGGCGUGGCGUAAGGAGCGGCCAAUGACAUUGCAGCAGCUGUGUCGGAGGCGGGUCGUCGAGGUUUUUGGAGCGGACAGCAUUGAUUCACUACCUGGGCUGAACAGGGUGGCCACACAAUAUCUGCACAACUAUCCAUACAGCAUGUAAACACAUGACGAGGGAGGAGCAGCCUCUGACAGCAAAGCUAACAACAAGACCCUGUGUGCAAGUGGUUAUUUGUUGUUUUGCUGUGUGUGUGUGGGAGAGUGUGUGUGUGUGUGUGUGUGUGUGUGUGUGUGUGUGUGUGUGUGUGUGUGUGUGUGUGUGAGUUAGUUAGUUUCUGAGACACUUGAAUCCUACAAAAUAGUUCCAUUCAAACAACAACUUUCUGCAGCAACCUAACUCUUUAACUUAACCACUAACCCCUAACCCUAAACGUAACCCCUUAGCCCUCAACUUUAAACUUUAAUCUAAACCCUAACAA